UUCCCACCUUGAUACAGAUCACCAGUGAUAUAUCUAUAUAUUUUCUUCCAUUUAAACAAAACCUUUCAAGUCUCUCUCUCUAACUCUGUAUCUAUCUAUCGACUGUAUAUGUAUUGAACUAUUGAAGAACAUAUUCAAGCGUCGCUUAAACAAGUAAUGGGUUCAAGUAAUGUCAUUCAAGCUCUCAUACUUGGGCUUCUUAUCGGGUGUUGCUCUUUCAUUCAAUGUACAUCAACUUUGUCGGAUACACAAGCAACUCUUCUUGUAAAUGCUUCUCAAGAAUCCACUAGGAAGAUGCCGGAAAAUCUGUUUGGUGUUUCCUUUGAGGAGAUCAACAAUGCUGGUGCAGGCGGGUUGUGGGCAGAGUUAGUAAGCAACAGAGGUUUUGAAUAUGGUGGACAACAUUCUCCUUCUCUUAUUGAGCCGUGGUCAAUAAUUGGAGAUUUUUCAUUGGUGAGAGUAGUAACAGACCUUUCUUCAUGCUUCAAGAGGAAUCCUGUGGCACUUCGGAUGGAAGUGCUUUGUGACACCGAUGGGGUUAAUGCUUGUCCAGUUGGAGGUGUUGGUGUAUAUAAUCCUGGAUACUGGGGAAUGAAUAUUCAACGCGGGAAAACUUACAAGUUAGUUUUGUAUAUUCGUUCAUCAGAUUCAAUAAAUGUCGCAGUUUCAUUGACUGACUCUAAGGGAGUGCAAACACUUGCUGCUACAAAUAUUAUAGAUACUGAUGUUUCAAACUGGAAAAAGAUGGAAAUUUUGUUGGAAGCAAAUGCAACGAACCAUAAUUCAAGAUUACAGUUCAAAACAAACAGAAAAGGAGUCAUAUGGUUUGAUCAAGUUUCUCUGAUGCCCAUGGAUACAUACAAGGGUCAUGGUUACCGAAAUGAUCUUUUUAAGAUGGUUGCGGAUAUGAAGCCAGGAUUUAUCAGGUUUCCAGGUGGCAGUUUUGCUGAAGGAAAAGCACUAAUAAAUGCGUAUUGGUGGAAGGAUACUGUUGGACCUUGGGAAGAGAGACCAGGACAUGUUAAUGAUAUGUGGUCAUAUUGGACUGAUGAUGGACUUGGGUACUUUGAAUUUCUUCAGCUGGCAGAAGACUUAGGUGCAUCACCAAUAUGGGUAUUCAACAGUGGGUUCAGCCAACAAGAGGCGAUCAAUCCGUCCAACAUCAAACUUUUGGUGCAGGAUGCUCUUGAUGGUAUUGAAUUUGCUAGAGGUGAUCCCAAUUCUACAUGGGGGUCUGUUCGAGCUGAUAUGGGGCACACGGAACCAUUUAACUUGAAACAUGUUGCUAUUGGAAACCAAGAUUGUGGGAGGAGCAAUUACCGUGCAAACUAUCUUCAGUUCUAUACUGCUAUAAAAGAAGCUUAUCCAGACAUUAAUUUGAUCACUAACUGUGAUGGAUCAAAUACAAGAUUGGAUCAUCCAGCAGAGCUGUAUGAUUAUCAUGUUUAUGUUGGCGCAAACACAAUGUAUUCUAUGGCUCAGACAUUUGAUCAUACACCACGUGUUGGUCCAAAGGCUUUUGUAAGUGAAUAUGCUGUGACGCAAGGCGAUGCUCAUUCAGGAAAUCUUUUAGCAGCAUUAGCAGAAGCUGGAUUUCUUAUCGGCAUAGAGAAAAACAGUGAUGUUGUGGAUAUGGCAAGCAAUGCACCUUUGUUUCUGAAUGCCAAUACUCCCUCAAACAAGGGGUUUAGGCCAGACGCCAUAGUCUUUGAUUCUUAUCGGACUUAUGGGACACCAAGCUAUUGGAUGCAACAAUUUUUCUCGAUGUCAAAUGGUGCAACUCUUCUUGAUUCAACCCUCCAAACUAAUUCAUCAAAUUCACUUAUGGCAUCAGCUAUCUGGUUCCAGAACCCGGUAGAUAAGAAUAACUAUUUGAGAGUAAAGGUAGUAAACUACGGAAGUAACAAAGUGAAUUUGAAGAUAACUUUCGAAGGGUCGGAUUCUCACCUAAUAGAUUAUUCUAAGUCAUCUAAAACUGUACUUUCUUCCACUAAUGUUAUGGAUGAGAAUUCCUUCCAAACUCCUACCAAGGUUUCGCCGGUUAAAAGCUUACUCAAGAAAAAUAAGAAUGACAUUAAUGUCAUACUCCCUCCAUAUUCUUUGUCUUCUUACGAUUUGCUAAUAGUGUCAAAAAGUAUUGCAAUGAUUAAUGCAGAGAAUGAUAUGUAUGAUGUAUAAUUGAUUGAAAAGGGUAUACAAUUCACAUAAUGAAAUGUAUUAUGAAAAGCAUAAAA
Molecule: messenger RNA, 2234 nt
Organism: Erigeron canadensis
Lineage: Eukaryota; Viridiplantae; Streptophyta; Magnoliopsida; Asterales; Asteraceae
Product: alpha-L-arabinofuranosidase 1-like
Exons: 18
Coding region: 157-2178 (673 amino acids)
Biological process (GO): L-arabinose metabolic process
Molecular function (GO): alpha-L-arabinofuranosidase activity
Source: RefSeq, a predicted model, not a curated record